AUGGCUAUUCCCUUUGCUCUGCCCUCCGAGGACGAGGCUGAGACGCAGGGCCAACAGUUGGAGCAGCUGAUGCUCGAUCUCUACGCAGCACUGCAACAGGUACUUCGGAGCAGGAGUGCUCAGCAUCCCUCUCGCAAUCACCGUCUGCCGCGACGGCCAACGGACGUCCCAGGAACCCGUGACCACCCGGUGAUCCUAAUCGACUCGGAUCUUUCCCGUCUCCCGCUCCCCGAUCUCGUACUCUCGGCAGUGGAGCAAUUGCCACCGCCUGAGCCCCAGGUGACAGUCUCAGCGCCCAGCAGUCCCACCCGGGACGCUGCAUUCCAGUUCCCCGAGUGCAGUGUACCAGUACCAAGUCCCCGGCCAAGACCACGAAGACGAAGACUGACGUCUGAGAGUUCAGUGCUGGAGAAGGACAACAGUAGGAACGACAGUGGCAUCUGUAGCGGCUGCUGCGGACACAUUAGGGACUCACUGAACGAACGAGAGUGGGCCAGUGUGGGAGCUAAUCUGAGGAAUAUCGCUGAUGACUUUCAUGCAUCCAAGACCAAGGACGCUGAGAUUGAAAAAUCGAGACUGCCAUGUAUCGGUACGAGUUUUCCCCCCGUGCCAGCCUCAACGACGUCCUCAUCACCGGACAGUCUGCUGUCCCUCCUGAUCCCAGCGCCACUCCGCGAGACCCUGUGGACGACAGUGGCGUUGUACCUAGGCUGGCGGCUGGUGUCACGUCUCCGAUAGAGACGAGUCAGACGCCCAAGUAGGCGACGCUGAUGGC
Messenger RNA from Diachasma alloeum, 775 nucleotides. RefSeq lists its product as uncharacterized. The transcript is spliced from 3 exons. The record is from RefSeq and is a predicted model, not a curated record. The coding region runs from base 1 to 738 and encodes 245 amino acids. Lineage: Eukaryota; Metazoa; Arthropoda; Insecta; Hymenoptera; Braconidae.